CGAUAAACUAGUCUAAAAAUACACCAAAAUAUAAACACGGAGAUUUUGACGUGGAAACCCAAAUCGGGAGAAAACCACGGGCCUUUUUUGGCGGUACCUUGCCAACGGGGGAUUUUUAUUAAUAUCGGGGGUGUGUACACGCUUUGUUCCGGUACAGUCCUCCAAGCCUCCAUUUCAUCAUUCUCCCAAGAAAAAACAAAAUGAAACCCAAAAUAAAAAUUUAAUAAAAACAAUUGAAAAACGGAUCCUAUAAUCGCCGUCCUCGUCGUCGUUUCCAAAGCAUUCCCCAAUGAAAAAUCAAUGUCUUUCGCGACCACAACGCUGGUAUUCCUCGUCUGCGUUUUCUUGAUCAAUGUGCCAAUGCCGGCGAAAUCCUUUUCCGACGCGGAGCCGCUGUUGAAAUUGAAGAAAUCGCUAAAAAACACGGCUUCCCUGUCUUCUUGGAAGGCCGGAACGAACCCCUGCGACGUGAGGCGGCAAUGGGCCGGCGUGAUUUGCAUAAACAACAUAGUCGCCGGCCUCCGUCUCGGCGGAAUGGGUCUGUCCGGGAAAAUUGACGUCGGAGCUCUGUCCCAAAUUCCCGGCCUCAGGACUCUGUAUCUGAUCCACAAUUCUUUCGCCGGACCCAUCCCGGAGUUCAACCAGAUCGGCGCUCUCAAGGCCCUCUACAUCUCUAGGAACCAGUUUUCCGGCGAAAUCCCCUCCGAUUUCUUCGCCAACAUGGGGUCCCUGAAGAAAGUGUGGCUCUCGGACAACAAAUUCACCGGCCCAAUCCCUUCUUCCCUCGCCGGGUUACCUCGGAUUCUGGAAAUCCACCUGGAGAACAACCGAUUUUCCGGCGAGAUACCGGAGUUCAAACAGAGGACGCUGGCAUCGUUAGACCUCUCCAACAACAAUCUCCGAGGAGAAAUUCCGGCCAGCUUAUCAUCGAAAUUCAACGAUUCUUCAUUCAAAGGGAACCCCGGACUUUGUAGCAUCCAAAUUUUAGGCAAGCCUUGCCAGGAAAUGGUUUUGAAUAGCAGAGCCGCCGACGACACGGAGGGAGAAUCAAGGAACAACACAAUCUCGGCGAACGGAACCACGGUUUCGGACGGAAGCGGGGGUGGGUCAAGAAACAGCAAGGUCUCGACGAACGGAACCACGGCGGCGGCGGCGGUCGGAGAUGACAGUAGGGCAAGACACGUGUCUAUCGGAAUAAUGGCAGCGUCCGGCGUCAUACUCCUCCUGAUGCUGAUAGGAAUAGCGGUCUUGAAACGGAGGCAGGAGAGGUUCGAAACCAUGAUGCUGCAGCCGGAGGACCCGUCGGUGGCCGGCGGCGAGCAAAGCAGCAGGAGAAGCGGCAGCUCGGGCCGAACAGGGUCGCGCAGCGGCAGAGGGUCGGGGAUGGGGGAGCUGGUGAUGGUGAACGAGGAGAAAGGCGAGUUCGGGUUGCCGGAUCUGAUGACGGCGGCGGCGGAGGUGGUGGUCGGGAAUGGGACGACGGGGUCUUCGUACAAGGCGACGAUGAAGAACGGGACGGCGGUGGUGGUGAAGAGAGUGAAGGAAAUGAACGGAGUGGGGAUUGAAGAGUUCGACGGGGAGCUUCGGCGGCUUGGCGGGUUAAGGCACAAAAACAUCAUAACCCCUUUGGCUUAUUAUUAUCGCAAAGAAGAGAAGCUUUUGGUGUAUCCAUUCAUGCCCAAAGGGAGCUUGCUCUAUGCACUCCAUGGCGAUCGAGGUGUUACCCAUUCAGAGCUGAAUUGGCCAAAUCGACUAAACAUCGUAUCAGGAAUUGCGCAAGGAUUAGGGUUUCUUCAUCAUGAGCUAUCAUCUUCCCAAGUACCCCACGGGGAUCUCCAGUCCAGCAAUAUUCUCCUGACCGAAGAUCUCCGGCCAUGCCUCUCCGAUUACGGCUACGCUUCCCUGAUAAGCACCGACCACGCCGCCGAAUCUCUCAUGGCCUUCCGAUCGCCGGAGGCCCUGCAGUACAAUCAGGUGUCUCCCAGAUCCGACGUCUAUUGCCUCGGAGUAGUCAUUCUCGAAGUCGUCACCGGGAAAUUCCCGUCGGAGUACCUGAACAACGGCAACGGCGGGACUGAUGUGGUGCAGUGGGUGAAAUCGGCGAUUGCCGAGGGAAGGGAGGCCGAGGUGUUGGAUCCGGAGAUUGCGGCGGACUCGUCGGAUCAGAUGCGACAGCUUCUCCACGUCGGCGCGGAGUGCGCGGAGAGUAAUCCAGAUCGGCGACUGGAUCUGGGAGAAGCUAUUAGGAGGAUAGAGGAAAUACAGGCAGGAGUCGGAGGCGAGAUCGGUUGACGUCAUGCCAUCGCCACGAGAUGGAUAUGCCGAUCAAGUUGGGGAAGGUCGCGGCGCCGCCGCCGGCGACAGCAAAAAAGUCGAAGCAUUAGAGUAGUUGAAACUGUAGCCUUUAGAGCAUGAUACUAUAUUA
Cuscuta campestris is the source of this 2425-nucleotide messenger RNA. NCBI's taxonomy places the organism in Eukaryota, Viridiplantae, Streptophyta, Magnoliopsida, Solanales, Convolvulaceae. The record is from the annotation of a GenBank genome assembly.